UAAUUUUCAACUAAUCCAAUCGGAUUAGAUCGAAAUCAACAUUGAAAACUCUAAUGGAAGAAAAAUAAGCGCCCAUUGCCGUAGAGAAAUGGGUGAAAAAACAAAGCAGCCGCGUCUGACGCAGUAGUUUUCCUCCGCCGUCGCAAAUUCGCAGUUGAAUCAGAAGAAAAUGGUGUUGGUUGGGGCGGCGAUGGGGCUGAUGAGCGGCACGCUCGUCUACUACCACUGCGCCUACCGCCAAUCCAGCGUCGUCUCGCUCAUGGCCGACGUUCUAAUCGUGCUACUCUGCUCUCUCGCCAUCCUCGGCCUCCUCUUCCGCCACAUGAACAUCGCCGUCCCCGUCGAUCCCCUCCACUGGCAGAUCUCUCAGGACGCCGCCUCCUCUCUCUUCGCCUGCCUCGCCAACACUCUCGGUGCCGCCGAGUCCGUCCUCCGCGUCGCCGCCACCGGCCACGACAAACGCCUCUUCCUCAAGGUGAUUUUCUGCCUUUAUUUGCUCUCUGUAGUCGGAAGAGCUUUCUCCGGCGUCGCUGUGGCUUAUAUCGGUUGGAUUGUGCUUGUACUGUGUCUACGCUAUUCUUGAAAACUCUCAGACCAACAGCGCAUAUUUGGGACGGCUUGUGGGUAGAAGAGAUGGCGUUCAAGAUAACCAAUGAUUCCAAUGCUUGUGCAGUUUGCAUUUUCUGUUAAUACAUCUAGUAAUCUUCAUUCGAGCAAAUAAUGCCUUCGUGAUGGGGAAAACUCCCAUUUAUGUAUUAGGUUAUUAAAUACUUACAUGUAUUGUCUUGCUCUUGUAUUCUCACGAGCAUUUAUUGUCCGUAUGUUCAGAUGCUUAGCACUAUCCAGUUCUAGGAACAUUCAAUUCAAGUUAGCUUUCUUGGUUCAAUUUGUGCGUUUUUAUCCUUCAAGGAAUGGCUUCUUGCUCCUCACAUCCAUUUAUCAAAUUGAAAGAAACAUCUCUAUCUUAAGUGACUCUGUUUCUACCAUCAUGUCAGUCCAGGAUCGCCGCACAUGUUGGCUAUAAAACUGCUCUCAAUUCAUGAUUUUGUGUUAACAUUUUUUGCCUUGCAGUUAGAAUAGAGUGACCUUCAGCUCUGAUCCUACAAAUGUGAGUUUUUUUACUUGAUUGCUAUGUUGAUGUUGUUUUUGUGAUUGAAAAAUCGACUCCUGUAGUCCUGUUAUGAUUUUAAGUAAUGUGGAUGAAGAAGCAGAAUGCAAUUGUUGUGGUUAUUUGAAUGCAAAGCAGUUUGAUUUUAUAUCGUCGCCCAAUCUAGAAUGCCGAAGAGGAGAAAAUAUGGUCAUAGUGGGGUGGCAUUGCAGCCCAAGUUUACGAGACAGCUUAUUACUGAGUAUAUACUUUGCAGGCAAAUCUUAGUUAGUUCAAAUGAGCAAAUGAAGUCUUCCAUAUUGUUUCUAAACACAAAACACUACGGAGGUUGUUGACAUAAUCAUCUUGGAUGAUGAAUUUGAAGAACUUCAGCAGGAGGGCACGACAUGGGUAAGAAAUGGCCCGAUGCAGAGAAGAGGAUAGUACCAUGUAUACAUGAUAACGACACGAUAUAUCAAAAUGCGGCAGUAUAGAACUGUGUUACAUGUGAUAUAGCCUCCUUUUUUGUAGAAAUAAAAUUUUGAAUUAAUGGUAAUUUUAUUCUUCUCAUGGUA
Molecule: messenger RNA, 1662 nt
Organism: Salvia splendens (bonfire salvia)
Lineage: Eukaryota; Viridiplantae; Streptophyta; Magnoliopsida; Lamiales; Lamiaceae
Product: reticulon-like protein B22
Exons: 4
Coding region: 170-583 (137 amino acids)
Source: RefSeq, a predicted model, not a curated record